GUUCACUAAGAACCUUUCCCCAGACAAAAUCAACUUGAGCACCUUAAAAGGGGAGGGUCAGCUGACCAACCUGGAGCUGGAUGAAGAGGUGCUACAGAAUGUGCUGGAGCUGCCCACCUGGUUAGCCAUCACUCGGGUCUACUGCAACAGGGCCUCCAUCCGGAUCCAGUGGACAAAGUUGAAGACACACCCAAUUUGCUUGUGUCUGGAUAAGGUAGAGGUGGAGAUGAAGACAUGUGAAGAGCCUCGGCCCCCCAAUGGACAGUCUCCCAUUGCCCUCGCUUCAGGACAGAGUGAGUAUGGCUUUGCUGAGAAGGUGGUGGAGGGGAUGUUCAUCAUCGUCAAUUCCAUCACCAUCAAGAUUCACUCCAAGGCCUUCCACGCUUCUUUCGAACUAUGGCAGCUCCAGGGCUAUAGUGUCAAUCCCAACUGGCAGCAGAGUGACCUUCGCCUUACCCGAAUCACUGACCCCCGCCGAGGAGAGGUUUUAACAUUUAAGGAAAUAACUUGGCAAACACUUCGAAUUGAGGCAGAUGCUACAGACAAUGGUGAUCGGGACCCAGUCACCACUCCAUUAAGGCUUAUUACCAACCAAGGCAGGAUCCAAAUAGUCCUCAAGAGAAGAACCAAAGAUUGCAAUGUGAUAGCCUCCAAGCUGAUGUUCCUGUUGGAUGAUUUGCUCUGGGUGCUAACUGACUCACAGCUUAAGGCUAUGAUGAAGUAUGCAGAGUCGCUGAGUGAGGCCAUGGAGAAGUCAGCCCAGCAAAGAAAGAGCCUGGCCCCUGAACCUAUACAGGUCACUCCACCUGCUCCGAGUGCCCAGCAGUCCUGGGCCCAGGCAUUUGGUGGCAGCCAGGGCAACAGCAGCAGUAGCAGCAGCCGCCUCAGCCAGUACUUUGAGAAAUUUGAUGUGAAAGAGUCCUCCUAUCAUCUGCUCAUCUCCCGUCUGGACCUGCACAUUUGUGAUGAUAGCCAGUCUCAAGAGUCAGGUGUCUCUGCAAACAGACUCAUGGGUGGUGCCAUGCAGCUUACCUUCCACAAGAUGGCAUUUGACUAUUAUCCCUUCCACUGGGCAGGCGAUAGCUGCAAACAUUGGGUACGGCACUGUGAGGCCAUGGAGAACCGAGGACAGUGGGCCCAGAAGCUGGUGAUGGAAUUUCAGAGUAAAAUGGAGAAGUGGCAUGAAGAGAUGGGUCUGAAACCAUCCUGGCACCUGGGAGUAGACUCUCCCUUCCGGAGAAAAGCAGAUUCUCUUUCCAGUCCUCGAAAGAACCCUCUGGAGAGAAACCCCUCUCAGGGCCGACAGACUGCCUUUCGACCUCCAGCAUGGAAUCGCUUACGCUCUAGCUGCAUGGUAGUACGGGUGGAUGACCUGGACAUCCAUCAGGUUUCUACAGCUGGACAGCCGAGUAAGAAGCCAUCUACACUUCUUUCCUGCAGUCGGAAACUCCACAACCUACCUACUCAGGUCUCUGCCAUUCAUAUUGAAUUCACAGAAUAUUACUUCCCAGAUAAUCAGGAGCUUCCAGUUCCCUGUCCCAAUCUCUACAUCCAGUUGAAUGGUCUGACAUUUACUAUGGAUCCAGUCAGCUUGCUCUGGGGAAACCUCUUCUGCCUGGAUUUAUACCGCAGCUUGGAGCAGUUCAAAGCUAUCUACAAACUGGAAGAUUCAAGCCAGAAAGAUGAACACUUGGACAUCCGACUGGAUGGCUUCUGGUUGAAGGUGGGCUUCCCGCUGGAGAAGAGAGAGCGGGCGGAGGUGUAUCGUCCCCAGGCCCUUGUCUUCUCUGCAUCAAGCAUGGUUGCUACCAAUACACGUCAUGCCCCAUAUUGUAGUUGUUCAGACCUCCAGAGUCUCUUCCGGGGUUUUGCUGCUGCUGAGUUUUUUCAUUACAAUUAUGAUAACUUUCCCAAGGUUCCAGGUGGCUUUAGCCUUCUGCACAUGCUUUUUUUGUAUCAUGCCUUCCAGAUGGAUUCCCACCUCCCUCAGCCUAGUAUCCUCCCUCCUCAGAGGCCUAAGGCUUCCCAGGAUCUAUGGUCCAUCCAUUUCACCCAGAUCUCUUUGGAAUUUGAGGGAACAGAGAACUUCAAAGGCCAUACCUUGAAUUUUGUGGCCCCCUUCCCCUUGUCCAUUUGGGCCUGCCUACCCCUCCACUGGCAGCAAGCCCAGGCCCGGAAGCUCCGUUUGGCCUCAGAGGGGAGGCUGAAACCAUCAGCCAGCUUUGCCAGUCCUGUUCAGUCUGUGGCCCUUACCCCUAACUCUGUGUCCCAUCAGAGGUCAAAGACUGAGCAUGAUUUGAAAAGUCUUUCAGGUCUUACAGAAGUCAUAGAAAUUUUGAGAGAAGGCAGUGGUGGUGUGGACAGCCAAGGGCCUCUGACAGAGCUGGAGGAUUCAGCAGAUGUUCACGUGCUUGUACACUCCCCUGCCCAUGUCCGUGUGAGGCUUGACCACUAUCAGUACUUGGCUCUGCUCCGCCUGAAGGAGGUGCUGCAGGGGCUUCAGGAGCAGCUGACUAAGGAUACAGAGGCUAUGACUGGGUCUCCCCUCCAGGACCAGUCUGCUUGCAUUGGAGUUCUCUUCCCCAGUGCUGAGGUGGCUUUGCUCAUGCAUCCUGCCCCUGGGGCUGUUGAUGCUGAUUCUGCAGAUUCAGAUACCACCAGCCUCAUAGAUUCAGAGCUGUCUCCUUCAGAGGAUCGGGAGCUGAAAUCUGAUGCUGCCUCAGACCAGGGCCCAGCAAGCCCUGAGAAGAUCCUGGAGAAUAAUAGCAUUGAAAAUCUGGAUGCAUCCCAGGAGAGGCCUCAUAGCAAUGGAGAACUGCAGGACUCAGGUCCACUUGGACAGCAUCUGGCAGAGAAGGGCCAUGAGGCAGUUGAGUCCCUGCAGGCCAAGAGACUGAGCAGAGCCCAAGCCUCUAGCUUACCAGCUGCAUUGAAGCCCCCAGCUGGCAGGGAUACUGCUGUGAAUGGACAAGGUGAGCUUAUUCCCUUGAAGAACAUUGAGGGAGAAUUGUCAAGUGCUAUUCACAUGACCAAAGAUGCCACCAAGGAGGCUCUACAUGCUACCAUGGACCUCACCAAGGAAGCUGUGUCCCUGACUAAGGAUGCCUUUAGUCUGGGUAGAGAUCGAAUGACUUCCACCAUGCAUAAGAUGUUGUCCCUGCCUCCAGCCAAGGAGUCCGUAGGCAAGACAGAUGAGGGGGUGGCAGCCCCAGUGAGUGGAGGUGCUGCCCGACUCCGAUUUUUCUCCAUGAAGAGGACAAUAUCUCAACAGUCAUUUGAUGGUGUCUCACUGGAUAACAGUGGCCCUGAAGACCAAAUUUCAGUGGACAGUGAUGGCAGUGAUAGUUUUGUGAUGCUCUUGGAGUCUGAAUCUGGUCCAGAAUCUGUUCCACCAGGAUCUUUUCCAAAUGUCCUGGAUGAUGCUGGUGUUCAAGAGAGCCCUGUGGUGGAUAACUAUGACCAGGGGUCACCAGAGGCCCACAGUUCGGUUUCACCCAGUGGAGAAGACCUCAUCCUUCACCCGGUCUCAGUUCUGGUCCUGAAAGUGAAUGAGGUGUCUGUUGGGAUUGAGGUACGUGGUGAGGACUUGACAGUAGCCCUGCAAGCAGAGGAACUGACCCUUCAGCAGCUGGGCACCGUGGGACUCUGGCAGUUCCUGCACGGACAGUGCCCAGGCACAAACUUUCAGGAAUCCUCAACUUUGAAGACUGGCCACAUGAGACCAGCUGUGGGCCUUCGCUUUGAGGUGGGACCUGGUGCAGCUGUUCAUUCCCCGCUUGCCACACAAAAUGGCUUCCUGCAUUUUUUGCUUCGUGACUGUGACCUGGAGCUGCUCACUUCAGUGCUCAAUGGCCUGGGAGCCUUCUUGGAGGAUGAGGAGAUUCCAGUGAUAGUCCCCAUGCAGAUUGAGCUCCUGAACUCCAGCAUCACCUUAAAGGAUGAUAUCCCCCCCAUCUAUCCAACGUCUCCAGGCCCUAUCCCCAUCACUCUAGCCAUGGAGCAUGUUGUGCUGAAGCGGAGUGAUGAUGGUGUAUUCCACAUAGGUGCUGCUGCUCAGGAUAGACCAUCAUCUGAAAUACCUAAAAGUGAGAAGAGGCAGCCCCCAAAAGAACAGGUGUUUCUAGUGUCCACAGGAGAGGUUCUUGGACAGCAGGUGAAAGAACUGCCUUCCCUUCAAAAAGAACUUAUAGAAACCAAACAAGCAUUGGCAAAUGCCAACCAGGAAAAAGAAAAACUUCUUCAGGAGAUUAGGAAAUAUAACCCCCUCUUUGAGCUCUGAUAGCAGUGGCUCAGCGAUCUGUGCCAAGGAGAGAGAUCACCAGCAACAGCACCACCUAGGGCAGAAGGCACCGUCCAGUGGUUGAAUAAGUCUGCUAAGGAUGCCAGAGGGACUGGGUAAUGCUCAAUUCACUCCUUGCAGGUGUGCUUUUUACUAGCUGUUUUGACUUGCAUGAGGACAGGGCAAAACAUGACCAUAUCCCAGGAAAUUGUGCGUGGCGAAAGCAUUAUAUCUUGCCUGUAUAAAGCCUUUUGGCAUACUAGGUGGCAUCUUUUCAACCCUGUAGGGCCAUUUCACCUCCUGGGUUCAUGGCAAAGAUACUCGCUUCCUUCACAGCCUGUGUGAACAAGCAAAAGUGCCCACCUCCUCAGUUAUCCAGAGCCACCAAAGAUUCCAUGUCCCAAAGCUUCCCGCAGCAGACUUGAAAAGUCCUUGGCCUGAGUUUUGGCUGUGGUAGAGGAGUGGAGCAGGAAAUAGCCCAGUAAGGGGGGCAGGGGCAGGAGAGGCACAGGAAUAAGGGAGACCUGGAGUCUGCCUUUUUUGGAAAGGAAGCCAAGCUCUUAUCAUCUCAGCCAAUAUAAAAAUCAGACUUUUCAGGUUAAGCUUCCUUUCUGUUACACUGUCAUCAUUGCAAUGCUGUGGUAGAAAGUAAACAGCAGCAGCGAUUCAGCCAUAUCGUCUUUCCCCUCCAUAAUACAAUUUAUUUGAAAUUUAAGUCAAGAAAAUAGUAUUCACCCUGAACUAGGUUGAAGGCAUGAUGUGGUAGGGAUCAAUAGGGGAGCUAGAUUUCGAGCCCCCUAUUGCCUUCCUAGAGUCCUGCCCCUCUUCCACAGCUGUACCAGAGAAGUCAUUUCCUCUGUCUCCCUGGGGUCCUUGGCAUAGCUGCUUUCCCAGCACUGUGACUUUCUACCAUGGUGUCCUCAGCAUUUGAUGUUUGGGAGCUGAAAAUGUGUUUUAAACUUUAACAUCUCAGCCUAUUUCUUCUCACCCCCCUCUAUCACUGUGGCUUUUUAAAAUCAUAUGAUUUCGACUUAAGUAAACAAAAAAUCACAAAAACCCUUCAAUCUAGCUAGGUUUUGCCUCCUGCUCUAUUAAAGAGCUGUUUUCUUCCUCUUUCUUUCCUAAUUGUUCUCCAACACUCCUUCCUUCAUCCAUAUUGCUCUGAUACACUUCAAGUUGUGUCGAUUGGACAGAAGUUCAUCAGCUAACUCACCUUGACUUGGCAGUAUGUUAAAAUAGUGAUUUAGUGAUGUCACUAAAGUUAUAAUCAUACAUGACCUACUGAAGGAAAGAUAAAAUGGUUUCUUUUAUGGGAAACCAUGCUUGACUUGUAUACUUUAGUUUUUGGAGGAUAAAAAGAAACAUGAAGGAACAAAAUAUGAUUUGUUCAAGUUUUUAAGGACUUUUGUUAAGGUUCUUCACUAAGGCAAUUUUUAACACCAGUUACUAUGGUAUUGUGUGAAUUUGUCAUGUCUAGGAAACAGCUUUCUGGAGAGAAAUGUUAACCGGGAAGGUUUCCUAAGGGUUGACACUCGGUUCAGCCUUACUUAAGAUUUUUAUAAAUGACCUGAAAGUAGAAUUUUACACUGAAAUCAAAAUGUUACUACUUCCAGGCAGUGAAAGGUAGACCAGAAGACAUUAAAAAAAACCCCACAAAACCACAGAAGGGUCACAAGAAGCAGGGCUGUGAAUACUCAGAAAAGUGACAGGUAAGGUUCAGCAGAAUAAGUGUAAGGAAUGUAUUUAUAGAAAAAUUAUCAACUGAUAUGGCAGUGAGCUGUGGAAAGAACUCAGGAAAGAAACCAAAGCGUUGUUGAGAGGGAGGAGGGAUCAAUGUGCUGGUGUGGUCAGAAUCCUGACCUCUAGGCAUCAUCAGGAAAGACGCUUGGAGGCGACAGAGAACACCUCAUAUAAAACCAUAGUUAUGUCUUAAUCAAAUUGUCUUUGCAUUUCUAGUGACCUUAUUUACAAAAUGUAUGGUAAAGGGAGGACAGGUCCAGAGAAUAGCAAAAAUUAUCAAGGGGUGGAGGUACACAUUUUUAUGUGAGGACACAUCUUUAAAAUGUAGACAAAUGUUCUACAAAGAGGAAAGCUGAGGUGAGUGUGUGAUCAAAUAUCCAGUCAAGAGCAAGGACGUGGUCCUGAAAUACUAGCUUUAGGGCUCUACCUCAUGGCCUUAGGUAAAAGAAAGCAGUUCUAAAGCAAAUCAGAAACUUAAGGACCUUGCUGUCAGAAGUCAUGCUGACAGAAACUAUACAUGGGUGCAGAAGGUUUAAGAGUAAUCCUUGUAUAAUGGCCUUUCAAAAGGAAAAUCAGGGCUACUUGGUGGUAUGUAAGUGAGAAGGUAACUGCAUCCCUCCACAAACUGCCCCUUAGUCCUUUUAAAGGCACAAUGUUGAACUGAAUAGAUGACUGGCCCUUUUAAGUAUGACAUUUCUAAUGUUCUUGGAGUAGGGAGAUGGAAAUCCAAUGGCUGGAAAAUAGAAUUAUUCAACCUUAGGAUCACCUGAAUUGGCUUAAAAUCACAUUGUGAUUCUCUUCCCUUUCCCAUCUCCCCGACUCACCAUAUCCCUCUGGCAUCCUUCCACGCAAAGUAAAUGUCUAAUAGGCAUUGCAUGUUAUACCUUUACCUUAAGCUUUUGCUUGGGGGAGGCAGUAGAAAACACAUCUGGCAGGCACCAGGGCUAACCCCUUAAUGGCCAGUGAGGUUUCUAGGUUCUCUGAAGUAAUCUGAAGCAUUUGUCCAUGUGACAAGUGGAGUCCUAGAAUUUCUGACUUUGCUUAUGUAGCAGCUUUGGCCAUUGUGUCUUGAAAUCCUCCUUCAGGGAACAUGGGUAGGGGUCAUUAUCCCAUGGAAUUUUAGUAAAAACCAUCUUGUAUAAUUUCAUACUCCUGUUUAUUGGAGGAACAAAGACUUUUUCAUGAUGAAGAAUUGUGAACUGGUGGUAGUCCUCAGGAUAAGUGUAAAGGAAAAUAAUGGAAGGAGAAAGUAGUAGUGCCAGCCCUUUUGGACUGCUUACGAUUUCUGCCUUGGAGCUGUAAGACUCUGAACAAAAAAUAAUAAUACCUCAAGAAAAUGUCUGGAGUGAUAGCACCACUAUCCCUCAAAGAUUUCAGCCACUGCACAUUAAUUACCAUUUCAGCUGUGAAGCAUUUACAACUAUAAUCUGUGAUUGUCUAGAUUUCCUGUUUACAUGGAUGUAUGACACGGGAUAUGCUUUAGUGCGUAUGUACUAGAAUUUAAAUCCUCUGAACUGGGCUGCAGGGAUGGUUAUCAAUCUCAAUUUCUGUUUUCAACUCACUGGAAUAAUUAACCUAGUUUCUCUGAUUUAAGACAGAAGUGGGUUCUAUUCACUUGAUAGCUGCUGUUUACUGUGUAUUUCAUCUGACCCUCAUUGUGCCAUGGGCCUCAACCUUUAUGCCCCCUUUUUCAUGGUUUUGAAGGUAAUAGUUCCUGUGUCUGGAAUAUACAAGGGAUAAACACCAUCGUCACAUACUCCAUAACUUAAAUGUUUCCAUUUAACUCAUUUACAUUAGCUUCCCCUCAUGGGAACAUCGGGAUUGGGGUAGUGGAAAGAAGGAGUUUGAAGUAUUGCCAUAGUAAUAUGGGAACUUUCCAUUCCAAACCUUUACAGUAGGGUUUUUUUUUUUUUUCUUUAAUACUUGCCUAAACUUUUAAAAUGUGUUAUAGUAAAGCUACAAAAUUAUGGAAACAACUGAACUUUGCUACACAAGCUAAUACGAGAAUAUCUGAUUAUUUGAGAACUGUAAAAGUUGUGUUGUUGCCUUGUAAUUUAUCAUUGUUAAGUGUUCCAGAGAGAAUAUGGUGUGAUUCACUAUCCUUUCUGAGACUAGGGCCUUUACCUAGUUGCUCCCCAACAUUCUGCCAGAAUAGGAAUCUUCCCAUUUACCUCUGGGUAGAUAUGGAUAGUAGCUAUUAUUGAAUGGGAUUAUUUUCCCCAUGGCACAAAGGGAAACACUCUUGGAAACCUUUAACAGUGAGGCUUUGCUAAGUGGUCAGACUUGAGAUUUGAUCUUCCUCCCUUGUUAUUAACUUUCAGCCUUAUUCAGUAUCUCUAAUUGCAAUACAUAUAGUUCCCUCUAACUGUUAAAAAAAUUCCUGUUACAGCUCAGAGAGUAUUUUUGUGUCAGUUAAUUAGUUUUGGGUCAAGAUUUAGCCCAAGUCUUUCAGCAUUUCUUUGUGGACUGCCCAACUAAAGUGUCUUCUCCAUUGGCUAAGUACACAUGUAAAGCCAUGAGUUUUAAUAUGAGAUACUAAAGGUCUGAUUUGCCUAACUCUAUGAGUCUGAGCUGUUUUCCCCCACUCAGGGUGCUAAACAGAAUUGGAGUCUUUACUAAGACAUGCUCAGGAAAGCUUCAAAAGAGAACAGAUUCAAAACCCUUCUCUAUGACAAUGAAUGGUAGAGAGGAAAGAAUUCUUCGGGAUUGCCAAUUAUAUACAGUAGCCUUAUUACUGCUAAUCACUGUCAAUAAAAGGUCAUGCCACUCCCCUCUAUUCGAGGAAAACAAUGAGAAUGUAUUUGAUAAGCGGGAAUCCUGGUCAGUAUUGGAAAUUUUAAUGUUGCAAUAUCUAAUCAAACCUUGAGUGUGUAGUGGUUCUGUGAACCACCUGAAUAAAAGCAAAUAAAACUUAUUAAACAAUAAAAAAAAAA
This is a messenger RNA of Galeopterus variegatus (Sunda flying lemur), 8952 nucleotides long. RefSeq names its product UHRF1 binding protein 1 (gene BLTP3A). The record is from RefSeq and is a predicted model, not a curated record. The annotation marks the transcript as partial. Lineage: Eukaryota; Metazoa; Chordata; Mammalia; Dermoptera; Cynocephalidae. The transcript is spliced from 20 exons. Gene Ontology annotation, molecular function: histone deacetylase binding.